AUGACAGAAGUCCAUGCCGUUGCAAGUGGUUCUAAGUCAGCCCCUUAUGAACCCGUAAAUGGUUACGAAGUCGAACACGACGAGGUUGCUCCCGCCAGUGCAUCAACGGCACCAGAAAAGGGAACGGCAAGCAGGACAUCCUCCAACGGCAAGCACCCACCGUCAGAGAGGAGUAGAAAUGAGCAAAUGAGACAGCCGGAGAAGAUUGAGAGCCCCGAGUGGGGUCUCAAAGAGAUUCUAUGGCCUCCCGAGCCGUGGGACGGCCAGCCGCAGCGCCGAGUGCGCAUCGUCACCCAGAACACGAAUGGCCCGUGUUCCUUUAUUGCUAUAUGCAACAUUCUCAUUAUGCGUGGUGCCAUUACCAUUCGGCCGCGUGACAGACGAUCAGCGAGUUAUGAGUACUUGGCGGGACUUGUCGGCGAUUAUCUUGUCAAUAACGUCAUGGAUGUCGACCUAGACGCCGUGUUUUCGGUGCUGCCUAAGACUCAGGAGGGAAUGGAUUUGAAUCCACUCUUUACGAGUAUAUCCUCCUUUCGACCUGCUGGCAAGGGCGGUGAGCUCAAGCUGUUUGACUUGGCGGGUAUCAAGCUUGUUCAUGGAUGGAUAGCGGACCCACAGAGCUCGGAAUUUGCCGCACUCUCCAAAGCAGAAGAUUACGAUACAUGCAUGGAUCUCAUCGUUGCUGCGGAUGCAGCCAUGGGUGGGAAACUUAUGGUAGAGGAUAACGAAGCCAUGCUCGUAGAGGACAGCGCAGCCAAGCCAGCCCAGCUCUCCGAAGAGGAGCACCAAAAGGUUGUCGAUGCUCUUCAAAUCCGACACUGGUUGGACAGUAAUCCAACCCAGAUGACUUACCACGGUCUCUUUGCGCUAAACGAGUCGCAAUAUAUUGAGCCAAACGAACUUGUCUGCUUCUUCAGAGGAUCGCAUCUUAGCGUGCUCUAUAAGCGUAAAGAGCCUGGGACAGAAAGCACGAUGCUCUAUACGCUCGUCACGGACCGUGUAUUCCUGAAGGAGACAGACGUCGUAUGGGAAUCACUCGUCGACGUCGAUGGCCAUUCGUCGGCAUUUUACGACGAAAACUUUCGAAAGGCGAAUCCUGUCGGUGGUGAUUUCGCUGGUCAUACAAGUGAGCAAAUAGCAAGGCAGUAUGAGAGGAUGCAUUCGGAUCCAGAGGUCGAGGCAGAUGCACGACUGGCAUGGAAGCUACAAAGGGCGGAGCAAGAGUAUGCGCGUCGACUGCGUGAACGAGAUCGUGAGCAGGAGCUCGCGUCUCAAGAGAAUGGAGACGGUGUUUAUAGGCGGCAGACCAUGGCGCAAAGCGGGGGCUCGCAACCGUCUCCUAGUACGAGAAAGGAUAAGAAGAAGAAGAAGGGGGACUGCGUUGCGAUGUGA
This is a messenger RNA of Serendipita indica DSM 11827, 1392 nucleotides long. The record is from the annotation of a GenBank genome assembly. Lineage: Eukaryota; Fungi; Basidiomycota; Agaricomycetes; Sebacinales; Serendipitaceae.